Medicago truncatula (barrel medic) is the source of this 777-nucleotide messenger RNA. Its product is annotated as guanine nucleotide-binding protein subunit gamma 2. NCBI's taxonomy places the organism in Eukaryota, Viridiplantae, Streptophyta, Magnoliopsida, Fabales, Fabaceae. The transcript is spliced from 4 exons. Gene Ontology annotation, biological process: G protein-coupled receptor signaling pathway. The coding region runs from base 301 to 615 and encodes 104 amino acids. The record is from RefSeq and is a predicted model, not a curated record.
AAAGAAAACGACAAAAAAUCGAAAAAAGUUAUCUUUUUCACCUCCCACAUUCCACACUACAAAAUCCCUCAAACCCGCUCACUUUCUUCACCAAACAAACGCACUUCUAACCAAACCUGUCUCUUUCUCUGUCUUCUCCAAACCACCAUAGAUCCCGCUCUCUUGUUUCUUUCAUUACAUGGUCAACACUUAAUGGGACCCGACCCAUUCACAUUCCCGGCUCAUAUUUCUUCACUUCAAAAAUCGAAUCUUUCUACUCAAUUUCAUAGCCCUUUAGCUUCAUCAACUUAGCCUCAGAAAAUGCAAUCGGAUGGGUCUCAAUCCGAUAACCCGACGACCCACUUUGUUCAGUCUCAGUCUUUUUCAACUUCUUCAGAUACAAGAGGGAAACAUAGGAUACAUGCUGAACUUAAACGGUUGGAACAAGAAACAAGGAAGAGCUGGAAAAGCUUGAGAGGAUGGACAAAGCAUCUGCAUCGUGUAAAGAGAUGCUUAGCAAUGUCGAGAAAAGGCCUGACCCAUUACUUCCAUUUUGGUCCCUUAAAUCCUAUAUGGGAUAGAUGGUUUGAAGGACCCCAAGAUUCCAAAGGCUGCUGCAGAUGUUGGAUUCUCUGAAGAUAAUUGCCAAAUUCUACAUUUUUUUUCCCUUUAAUUCGAGAUUGGUCCUGAAAUUUUGUGAGUUUAUUUUUUCAUGAAUUCUUCGUGUGUAUAUAUAUUAAUUACAGCAAAUACAUAGUUUUUAUAUUUCAGAUAACAACUUAAUUGCUCGUAUGAUAA